Messenger RNA from Phascolarctos cinereus (koala), 2585 nucleotides. It is a transcript of the gene ACOX1, whose product is annotated as acyl-CoA oxidase 1. Lineage: Eukaryota; Metazoa; Chordata; Mammalia; Diprotodontia; Phascolarctidae. Gene Ontology annotation, cellular component: peroxisome. The record is from RefSeq and is a predicted model, not a curated record. Gene Ontology annotation, biological process: very long-chain fatty acid metabolic process; fatty acid beta-oxidation using acyl-CoA oxidase; lipid homeostasis. Gene Ontology annotation, molecular function: FAD binding; fatty acid binding.
UUGGUUCUGGCCGGAGACUCGAGCCCUAGAAAGGAGAGAACAGGCUGCCGAAGCCGGGGACUUCUGAUCGUCGUCACCUUCUGCCCCAUCGCCGCCUUUACCAUGAACCCAGACUUGCGCAGGGAGCGGGACGCUGCCAGCUUCGAUGCGGAAAAACUCACUUACAUCCUGGAUGGGGGCUCCGAGAGGACCCGGCGCCGCCGGGAGAUCGAGAACCUGAUUCUGAAUGAUCCGGACUUUAAGCAUGAAGACUUGAAUUUCCUUACCCGGAGCGAGCGCUAUGAGAUAGCUGUCAGAAAGAGUGCCACAAUGGUGAAGAAGAUGCGAGAUUUUGGCAUUGCUGAUCCUGAAGAGAUCAUGUGGUUUAAAAAACCACAGUUGAUCAAUUUUGUGGAACCGGUUGGCCUCACUUACUCCAUGUUUAUCCCUACCUUGCUGAAUCAGGGCACCACUGCUCAGCAACAGAAAUGGCUGCCUCCAACCCAAGGACUCCAGAUAAUUGGCACCUACGCCCAGACCGAGAUGGGGCACGGAACUCACCUUCGAGGCCUAGAAACCACAGCAACUUAUGACCCUAAAACACAGGAGUUUAUUCUUAACAGCCCUACUGUUACUUCCAUUAAGUGGUGGCCUGGUGGACUUGGGAAAACCUCAAAUCAUGCCAUAGUUCUGGCUCAGCUCUACACUAAGGGAGAGUGCUAUGGAUUGCAUGCCUUCAUUGUACCUAUUCGAGAAAUGGGAACCCACAAACCUUUUCCAGGCAUUAUCGUGGGAGACAUCGGGCCCAAGUUUGGCUAUGAUGAAAUGGAUAAUGGUUAUCUAAAGAUGGACAACUAUCGAAUUCCUCGGGAAAAUAUGCUGAUGAAGUACGCCCAGGUCAAACCUGAUGGCACAUAUGUGAAGCCUUUAAGUAACAAACUGACUUAUGGAACCAUGGUGUUUGUCAGAUCCUUUCUUGUGGGAGAGGCAGCUCGAUCAUUGUCUAAAGCUUGCACUAUUGCUAUCCGCUACAGUUUAAUAAGGCACCAGUCUGAAAUCCAGCCAGGUGAUCCUGAACCCCAGAUCUUGGAUUUUCAGACCCAGCAAUAUAAACUUUUUCCUCUCUUGGCCACUGCCUAUGCCUUUCAAUUUGUGGGAGCCUACAUGAAGGAAACCUAUCAUCGCAUUAAUGUGGACAUCAACCAAGGGAACCUGAAUGAACUACCUGAGCUUCAUGCACUGACAGCUGGGCUUAAGGCUUUCACCUCUUGGACAACUAAUUCUGGCAUUGAAGCCUGCCGGAUGGCUUGUGGCGGGCAUGGAUACUCCCACUGCAGUGGCCUCCCAAACAUUUAUGUCACUUUUACCCCCACCUGCACCUUUGAAGGCGAAAACACUGUGAUGAUGCUCCAGACAGCUCGGUUUUUGAUGAAAAGCUAUGAUCAGGUUCACUCAGGAAAGUUGGUGGGUGGCAUGGUGUCCUACUUGAAUGACCUGCCUAGUCAGCGCAUCCAGCCACAGCAGGUGGCAGCUUGGCCAGCGAUGGUGGAUAUCAACAACCCAGACAGCCUCACAGAAGCCUAUAAACAUCGAGCAGCCCGAUUAGUAGAAGCUGCAGCAAGGAACCUUCAAGCCGAAAUGAAGCACAGAAAAAGCAAAGAGAUAGCAUGGAACUUCACCUCGGUGGACCUUGUUCGAGCAAGUGAGGCUCAUUGUCACUAUGUGGUAGUAAAGCUCUUUUCUGGAAAUCUCUCUAAAAUUGAUGACAAACCCAUUCAGGCAGUCCUGACGAAUUUGUGUCUCUUAUAUGCCCUGUAUGGAAUCAGUCAGAAUUCUGGGGACUUUCUACAGGGGGGCAUCUUGACAGAGUCCCAACUUACCCAAGUGAACCAGCGGGUGAAGGAGCUCCUGACACUGAUCCGCCCCGAAUCUGCUGCUUUAGUGGAUGCAUUUGAUUUUCAAGAUGUUUCACUUGGCUCUGUGCUUGGCCGCUAUGAUGGCAAUAUUUAUGAAAAUAUGUUUGAAUGGGCCAAGAAAUCUCCACUGAAUAAAUCAGAGGUCCAUGAAUCUUAUCACAAACACCUGAAGCCACUGCAGUCUAAGCUGUGAAAUCUGUUAUAAGCAACCUAUCAGCUCCAGAAAGCAUAGAUGCUUUGCCUUCCUUUACACUGGAUGCAUGUAUUGUGAAUGGAAUCUUUAUCAAAUACUGAUAGCCUUAGAACAAAUAAUAAAUUGGCCCCUCAUCCUCUUUUUAUAAAUGAAGAAAAAUGGACAUAUUUGGGAGAUUGAAUGGAAAAUGGAUAUGUCUUAAGUGCAAUUAAUAGUGAGAGAGACUUUUUAAGCAUUCAGAAAAGCUUUAUAAAAAUAUAGUAUGGCUUCUAUUCAUAAUGCUGCUAAUUUCUGUGGUCUGUGACCUCGAUGAUAAUUAGCAGUUUUUAACUACUAAGUAGUUGACUUUUCAAGUUAAAACUGCUAGUCACUGGAUAGAUUUUAAGCAUGAGUGUUUUUAAGCAGAAGGUGUAUUUUGAGGUGCAGUAGAACCUCAAUUUGCAGGCUUGCCUGCAAAUGUCCCACAACUCUUAUAAUCCUGGGACUGUCUCAAAAAG